AUGAUAGAGUUUUUAAUUGUAAUCGCGCUGACGUUUUUGACAAUUUCUUCCUGGCUAUCACUUUUAAGGUAUACAAAAUCUUAUAAUAUACCGGGACCUAUGCCCCUGCCUGUUGUUGGAAACGCACAUUUAUUGUUUGUUAAAAGAACAGAAUUUCUUCCUCUGCUCCAUGGAUUUCAAAGGGAUUAUGGAGACGCAGUCCGAGUGCAUCUAUUCCACGACCCUUAUGUGCUGUUGUAUCAUCCAAAGUACAUUGAGCCUCUAAUAUCAAGUACGGAAUUAAUAACCAAAGGGAAAUCAUAUACCUACCUUCAUGACUGGCUUGGAUUUGGACUUCUAACAUCUACGGGUCACAGAUGGCACACGCAUAGAAAGUUCCUCACGCCCGCAUUUCAUUUUAAUAUCUUGCAAAAUUUCUUACCCGUUUUCAUCAAGAAUGAAAAGAUUUUGAUAAACAAACUCAGAAAGAGCUACUGCGACGAAAAGUCAUUCGAUCUGUUCCCCAUUAUCGCUCUCACCGCUCUAGAUAAUAUCACAGAGUCAAUAAUGGGUGUUUCAUUCAAUACGCAAGAGAAUAGUAAUUCAAAUUACGUGAAAAGUAUUGAAACGUUAAGUCAAAUCAUAUCAUUAAAAAUGCGAAAUCCAUUCGUAGCUGAAGAAGCAAUAUUUCGCCUAACGCCAUACAAAAAAUCACACGACGAAGCAAUAAAAAUAUUACACGGACACACUAAAAAAGUUCUUGCGAUACGAAAAGAGGAAUUGAAGCAAGCGAAUAUCGAUAGUCUUCCAGAAAACACGGAAUUCGGUAUAAGAAAUAAGCACGCAUUCCUCGAUUUAUUAUUGCUUUCCAAAAUUGAUGGAAAACGAAUCGAUGAAGAGGCUGUCAGAGAAGAAGUUGAUACAUUUAUGUUUGAAGGUCACGAUACUACAACAUCUGGUAUAACAUUCGCUUUGUUCUGCUUAUCGAAAUAUCAAGAUGUCCAGGAGAAGGUAUUGCAGGAGCAGAGAGAUAUUUAUGAUGACGAUCUCAGUAAGGAUCCAAUUUAUAGUGACUUACAAAAAAUGAAAUAUUUAGAAACAGUUAUUAGAGAAUCGUUGAGAUUGUAUCCUUCAGUACCACUGAUUGAACGAAUGAUUACAAAGGAUAGGGAACUGGCUGGUCUCAAAAUCAAGAAGAAUACAUCGGUUAUCAUGGACAUAUUCCACAUGCAAAGGCAUCCAGAUUUAUAUGACAAUCCCCUGGAAUUCCGGCCCGAGAGAUUCGAUUCUCCGGCUAACGCUGCAAGGAAUCCGUUUGCUUGGCUAGCAUUUAGUGCUGGACCUAGAAAUUGCAUAGGUCAAAAAUUCGCCAUGAUGGAGAUGAAAGUUGUAAUAGCGGCAGUUGUCAAGAGUUUUAAAAUACUGCCUUCCGACAUAGAGCCAGCCCUAUGUUCAGACCUUAUUUUGCGUUCUAAAAACGGAGUCAAAAUAAAAUUAAUUCCUAGAAUAAAAUAG
Pieris macdunnoughi is the source of this 1494-nucleotide messenger RNA. The record is from the annotation of a GenBank genome assembly. Lineage: Eukaryota; Metazoa; Arthropoda; Insecta; Lepidoptera; Pieridae.